UUGGAAUUCAAGUCGCUACCCCCUUUUCUCCUACCAUUUAUUGCAGUAUUAUGGGCUCGCAUAGUUUAAGCGAACAUUCAGACGAAGGCUUCGAGGAGAACGAUGCACUGGAAGUGGGCGGUGCUGUCGGUAAAAUUGUGUCGCGCUUCAUCGAUCGCGUCUGCACCGAGGGCGGUGUAACCUCCGAGCACAUACGCAAUCUGCAUGACAUGGUGCCUGGUGUGGUGCACAUGCACAUUGAAAUGCUGGAAUCGGUGUAUCUGGAGUCCAAACGGCAUCCACAUGUGCAGAAGCCGAAGAUACAAACGCCAUGUCUGCUGCCAGGCGAGGAGAUUGUAACAGAUCACUUGCGCUGCUAUCUGAUGCCCGAUGGGCGCGAAGAUGACACACAAAGUUGGAUACCAGCCGAAGGUGCACUGUUCUUAACAAACUAUCGCAUCGUGUUCAAGGGUUCACCCUGUGAUCCACUCGCUUGCGAACAGACCAUCAUACGCGCCUUUCCCAUCUCCUCGCUGCUGAAGGAGAAAAAGAUCUCAGUACUUUACCUAUCGCAUUUAGAUCAAACUCUGCCAGAGGGUUUACAGUUACGCUCCAGCACCUUUCAGCUAAUGAAAAUCGCAUUCGACACGGAGGUGACACCAGAAAUGAUUGAGACUUUCCGCAAAAUACUCACGAAGGCGCGGCAUCCGAUCGACGAAUUCGAACACUUCGCCUUCCAAUCGUACGGUACCAUAAUGCAUGGCACUGCACCAUCUAAAACCAAAGAAAAAUACUCAACACUAAAGGGUUUCGCUAAGAAAACAAUUUUACGCAAAUUCAAACAAAAAGCACCAACUAAACGCAAAUUGGUUGCUUCGACACUCGAUUUUGAUACGCUCGCACCAUCGACGGAAGCCAUCGAUACACAUUCUCUUGACGAUGAACUCGAAGAUGAUGAGUUCGAAACAAAUACGGACACCAUGCCACGCCUGCUGACCGCCAAGGAUGUAGAACGCAUGCGGGAACGCAGUUAUGUGCGCGAUUGGAAGCGUUUGGGUUUUGAUGAUGCACAAAAUGGCUUCCGCAUAACCACUGUGAAUGCCAAUUACAGUCUCUGUCGUUCGUAUCCUGCACUCUUGGUAGCACCUGUGCAAAUAAAUGACGCCGCACUAUUACAUUUGGUGCGCUGCUACAAGAGUCAACGCAUACCGGUGGCGACGUGGCGUCACCGCAAUGGUGCUUUGCUGAUAAGAGGCGCGCUGCCACACAGCAAGUCGGUUAUCGGCAUGCUUAAAAACUCCACGGGUUCGAACACGAUGUCACACGACGUCGCCAACUAUCACGAACAGGAUAAAUACAUUUCAGCGCUCAUUGACUCAAUGCCGAAAAAUCUCUCUCUAGCAUUGGCGCAAUACAAUUUGACCGGCAUGAAUUUGUCAAUGAAUUCGUUGCUAUUGAACGCUGGGGAUGAGUCGUCCUACCUUAACCGCGCAGACACUUCACUGACGCCGGAAGUUAGUCGCAAACAUAAGUCGGCACAUUCAGCGAGCAGUGAUGCGAAAUCAAAUAACUGGACCGAUUCGUUGAAACCAAAAUCGAAUACAAUAAAAAACAACUCAUCAGUCUCAGCAGCUGCGUCAGCGUAUCGAAAGUUGCGGCUGUAUGUUUUAGGUGAAAAAUCUCAAACAAAAUCUGGCAUCAAUGCAGAUCUCUGCGCCGAAUUCAUAGCCGUCGACUAUGCUGACUAUCGGCAAUCACGCAUCGCUUUCAAGAAGCUUAUGCGCGCAUGCCUACCCUCGAAUACAACCAACGAAGCGGAUCAAACGUUUGCCAAAAGCGUUGAACAAUCCGAGUGGCUGCAACAAAUCUCUUCGCUUCUGCAGCUUUCUGGCGCUGUGGUCGAUUUAAUGGAUUUGCAAGAGUCAAGUGUGAUGCUCUCGCUGGAGGAUGGCUGGGAUAUUACCGCGCAAAUAUCUUCGAUUGCACAACUAUGUCUCGAUCCAUACUAUCGCACAAUGGAGGGCUUCCGUGUACUCAUCGAGAAGGAUUGGAUUGCAUUUGGACAUCGUUUUGCACAUCGUAGCAAUUUAAAGCCAACGCAUGGCAAUUCGAGUAUAGCAUUUGCGCCAACUUUCUUGCAAUUUUUAGAUGCUGUUUACCAAAUACAAAAACAAUUUCCAAUGGCAUUUGAAUUCAAUGAGUUUUAUGUACGCUUCUUGGCUUACCACAUGGUUUCGUGUCGUUUUCGCACUUUUCUCUUUGACUGUGAAGUGGAACGUUUCGAUUUGGGUAUCGCUUCUGUAGAGGAUAAACGGGGUUCAUUGAGCACCAAACAUCACAUGCUAGCUAACACCGGUUCCGAUGACGAGUGCAUCUACCCCAUGGACGUACGCAGCAAGGCGGCACAAUCUGCGGUGAAUUUCAAUCGCAUCGGUCACUCCAUCUUCGACUACAUCGAACGUCAGCAUGCGAAGUCACAGAUUUUCUACAAUUUCAUGUACUGUGUACGCGACGAUGUACUGCGUCCGCAGAGCUCUUUGCCUGCCCUAGAUCUCUGGCCCUACUACACCAACGAAGAGUUGGCGCAGGGUCCACCGUACGAUCUGGAGUUGACAAAUGCCGAUGAUGAAAUUGAUCUCUCCGAGUUGCGUGGCAAACGAAUUGUUAUUAGCGCUGGCUAUGAUAAUAUCGAAAAGAGUAACCCCAAUGCAUUUGUUUGUCUAUUGAGUGAUGUGCGACAAGCGGAAACCGAACGUGGCCAUCUGCCACAAAAAUGGUUGCAAGUGUGGGAUCAAUUGGAGGUACCCCAAAUGGAAGAGCUGACGCGCAAGUCAUCGUUGAGUAGUAUUCUAUUGCAAUCGCACGGAAAAUUAGCGCACAAACGUUCCACUUUGGAGAUACUCAUGAAGGGUCGCUUAAGUGGCUAUCAGGAUAAAUUCUUUCAUCCACAUCGUUUCGAGAAGCAUCCCUAUACAACACCCACCAAUUGCAAUCACUGCACCAAGCUGCUAUGGGGUCCAGUCGGUUAUCGCUGCAUGGACUGUGGCAAUUCUUAUCACGAAAAAUGCACCGAGGUGUCAUUGAAGAACUGCACCAAAUAUAAGGCCGUGGAUGGUGUAGUGCCGCCAAAUGUCAACAUAUCGCAGGGUGACACCUCAAGUAUAGCAUCGAGUGCCGCUACAACGGCGCGUACUUCAAGCCAUCAUUUCUACAAUCAAUUUAGCAGCAAUGUGGCGGAGAAUCGAACACAUGAGGGGCAUCUUUAUAAACGCGGUGCCCUCCUGAAAGGCUGGAAGCAGCGUUGGUUUGUGCUGGACUCCAUAAAACAUCAACUGCGUUAUUAUGAUUCUGGCGAGGAUUCACAAUGCAAAGGGGUUAUAGAAUUGGCCGAAGUGCAAUCAGUUACGCCAGCGCAACCAGCACAAAUUGGUACGAAGCGCAUAGACGAGAAGGGCUUCUUUGAUCUGAAGACCAAUCGGCGCACCUACAACUUUUAUGCGGUUAAUGCGAAUUUAGCACAAGAAUGGAUUGAGAAAAUUCAAGCUUGCUUACAGUAAAUGAAUUUAGCUGCUCAUUGGGAGCAUUUCCUCAUACAUAUUUCCGUUUCUUGCGUGUAUUAUUUUUUACGUAUAAAUAUUUUAGCUAAGCUAAGCUUAACAUAGAAAAAAAAAAUUUAAUUAAACUACAAAAAAUGGACGACCAAAUGAAAUAAGUAUAAAUAAAAAAAUAUAUAGCGUUAUACUCAAAGUUUAGCAGCGGUAAUGAAGCGAAAAACAAAAACAAAAAUAUACAAAAUUAAAUAUACAAUACAUUAGCAUUAUUUAAGCAAUUAUGUUUAAGAAACUUUGUGUGUGAUUAUUAUUUUCUGCUUCGCUUUUUGUAAUAUUUUUUUUUUUUUAAAGAAAUCAAAUGAAAUAUUUUAUACUUUAAUUACGCUGCCAACAGCAAAUAAAAAAAUAUUAAUCGUUAGUAGAAAAAAAAAUAAAAAUUAAUUAAAUAUACAUAAAUAUCGACGCUCUCCCAUCUGUGUGCGUAAGUGUGUGUAUGCGCGCGCAUAUUGUAUUUACAUACAUACUUGCAUACUACAUAGUAUAAAUUAGCUUUGGCUUCAAUUUCUGAUUAUCUCUUUACGAAAAACGCAAUUUCUCUGUAGUACUAGAUGACAUUGCGCUGCAUUUGUAUGUCCUGUAUAGUAGUAUAUACAUAAUAAAUGAGUUAUAGAUCGAUUAGUCUAAUUAUUCUUAUAAUAAUUAUUAAAAGUUUUUUUUUUACUAUUUAAAAAACAUAUUUUAUAGACAAGCUGCAAUUACCCUGUAUUUAAUAGAGAGGUGAGUUUUGAAAAUUACUUUUUUCUAUAUUUCAAUAAAUAUGCAUACAUACAUAAACAAAAAACGCCUAUAAGUAAAUGUAUACAGAGAUGGGCAGCUAAAUAGAGCCAAUAUUUAAUUGUGUAGAUAUUUCGAAAUAAAUUGCAUAUUUUACAAAUCAACCGAAAUGUAUAACAGCAGGUGUAAAAACGCGUGUAAAGAAAUACAUGAAAGAAAUUGUUGUGCUCUAUUUGGUGGUUAACCUCUGUACACAAUAAAAUAUACAUACAAAAAACCUUGUGUACCAAAAGAUAUUUGAAAAUGCUUUUCCGCAUGCUAACCUAAAUGUAAAAAAAAUACAUAACAUAAAUACAUACAUAAAUAACUUAAUAAAUAGACUUUUUCAAUGUGAUCAACCGAUUAAAUACUAAUACAUACAUACAUAUAUACAUACAUACAACAAGAAAGUUAAAUUUAUAAAUAAAUAGCAUA
Molecule: messenger RNA, 4778 nt
Organism: Rhagoletis pomonella (apple maggot)
Lineage: Eukaryota; Metazoa; Arthropoda; Insecta; Diptera; Tephritidae
Product: myotubularin-related protein 13-like
Exons: 8
Source: RefSeq, a predicted model, not a curated record